UUAGUAAUAUUUAUGUGUACGGCGAUAUUUUUGAGCUCGUCAUUGUAACUUUGCGAAAGAAUGACGAAUGUAGCGUAAAGUAAUAUACUGAAUGGGUGAGUUGUACACCGGCUCUCGACACCUGGUGCAAAGGUGUACCGUCUUAUUUAUGGAUUUGUUUUUAACGUAAUUGUAAUAAGACGUUAACUAGCUGUUCAUAUAUAUGUUUUAUCCGUCCUGGAGGGGGAGACUGUGCAUUUUAUUAUAUUUUAUUUACCUCAAUGGCAACAGAAGACUAUAAGAAACAAUGGAACACACCAGGAGACACGUCAACACUAAGAAAGAGAAAGAACUUGUCAGAAAACACUCCUCUGUCAAAAGACCCUGGACGCUGGACACAAGAUGACCCCGGGUCCUCGAACGGAACUCUGGCGGAAUGUCAUGGAAGCGACAGCAACAACCCUCCAGCCACACUGCUGCUGCUGCUGGUGGUGGCUUCUCUGUCUUUCUCCACGCGUUUCCACAGAUUGUCAGAGCCUUCGCACGUGUGCUGGGAUGAAACGCACUUUGGAAAGAUGGGAAGCUACUACAUCAACAGAAGCUUCUUCUUCGAUGUUCAUCCUCCUCUUGGAAAAAUGCUCAUAGGCCUGGCUGGCUACUUGACCGGGUAUGAUGGAACUUUCCCUUUUGUAAAACCAGGAGAUAAAUAUGAAGACCACAACUAUGUUGGGAUGAGAGGGUUUUGUGCAGUGUUGGGAUCCUUUCUGCCAAUCUUUGCCUACCUCAUAGUGUUGGAAUUGUCCCAGUCGAGCACUGCAGCUCUCAUCACUGCUGCCGUGCUCAUAUUUGACACAGGCUGCAUCACCAUAUCCCAGUACAUCUUGUUAGACCCCAUUCUCAUGUUCUUCAUCCUGGCCGCUGUGCUGUGCAUGGUCAAGUUCAACCACCUGACACAAAGGUCAUUUUCUGCCUCCUGGUGGUUCUGGCUGGUAAUGACAGGAGCAAGCCUGACGGGGGCGUUGGGUGUCAAGUUUGUGGGUCUGUUUGUCAUCCUCCUUGUGGGUCUGAACACGAUCAGUGACCUGUGGAGACUACUAGGAGACCUUAGCCUUUCAAUGGUGGAUAUUGCGAAACACCUGGUGGCCCGCGUCGUUGGCCUCAUCAUUCUCCCGCUCUUUCUGUAUGUGACAAUAUUCGCCAUUCACUUUGUUGUGCUGAAUAAAAGUGGACCUGGAGACGGUUUCUUCAGCUCUGCCUUCCAGUCACGACUGAUUGGUAACAACCUGCACAACGCUUCAAUGCCUGAGUACCUGGCGUAUGGCUCCACCAUUACUGUGAAAAACCUCAGAAUCGCCGGAGGGUAUUUGCACUCCCACUGGCACUUGUACCCGGAGGGAGUGGGGGCCAAGCAGCAGCAGGUGACGGCCUACCUCCAUAAAGACUACAACAAUGUGUGGCGUGUUCACAAACAGGAUCAUAAUGAAUCUCAGUCUGGGCCUCCUGAUCUGGUCAGACACGGUGACAUCAUUCGACUGGAGCACAAAGAAACAACUCGCAACCUUCACAGCCACCUCCAUGAAGCCCCUCUGACCAAGAAACAUUUCCAAGUUACAGGUUAUGGCAUGAACGGCACAGGAGACUUGAAUGACCUGUGGCAGUUGGAGGUUUGUGGAGGCAAGAAGGGUGACCUGGUGAAGGUGCUACGCAGUAAAGUCCGCUUUCUGCACCGAGCCACAGGCUGUGUGCUUUACUCCUCUGGAAAGACUCUACCAAAGUGGGGCUGGGAGCAGGUGGAGGUGACCUGUAGCCCUUACCUGAAGGAGACACCCAGCUCUCAGUGGAACAUUGAAGAUCACAUCAAUCCAAAAUUACCCAACAUCAGCCUGUCGUUGCUCAAGCCCCAUUUCCUGGAGAUCUUACUGGAGUCUCAUAUUGUUAUGAUCAGAGGAAACAGUGGUUUGAAACCCAAAGAUAAUGAGAUGAACUCCAAACCUUGGCACUGGCCUAUCAACUACCAGGGUUUGAGGUUUUCAGGAGUGAAUGAGACGGAGUAUCGAGUUUAUCUGCUGGGAAAUCCUGUGCUGUGGUGGAUGAACCUGGCCAGUCUGGGCCUGUAUCUCAUCAUGUCUGCAGUGGCCUCCGUUGCCCUUCAGAGAGGCUUCUCUCUGGAACCUAAAAGAAAAGAACACGCUCACGUGUUACUGAGAGGAGGAGGACUCCUGCUUCUGGGUUGGCUGCUCCACUACGCACCGUUCUACACCAUGGGCCGUGUCCUCUACUAUCACCACUACUUCCCUGCCAUGCUGUUCAGCAGCAUGCUAACAGGAAUCACUUUAGAUGUGCUGUUCAGAAGUGCAGACUUGUUGCUCCGCCCACCAUAUUCUGAUUGGCUGCAGAGAGCUGGGCUGAUGGGACUUCUGUUUACUGUUCUGUACAGUUUCUACCUUUUCCACCCACUCUCUUACGGUAUGACUGGUCCCCUGGCACAUGAGCCAGGCAGCAGCAUGGCUGGACUGAAGUGGAUGGACUCCUGGGAGUUCUAGGCCACAACAGUGACACAAAUGAUGGGACGUGUAGCAACUGUUCUGAAAAAACAAAACAAAAACGUUUACGUCCUUCACAGAUCUAUGGUCCUAACUGUUCAUCGGGUCCAGAUUCAUUUAUUUAAUUAAGAUCCUUCUCAAGUAUUUAUGUGUCCUGACAUUGUGACAAGUCAAGAACUCAAAUGAGUGCAAUAUAAAACUCUUAAAUGUUGGGACACAUCACCAAAUGGCCUUAAGUCACAUCAACAUGCAACAUCUAGAACUUUUUACAGUGUGUGAUAAACUGUACGUGUGAUGGUAUUAAGCUAAAGUGCCUGAAAGGGUUCAUUAAUCAUUCAAGUGUGAAUUGUGACUGUUUAACAAGUAUCAGUUUACAAAACUGUUUUGUUACAACAUUUUACUUGAACUCACAGAAUUCUGCUACUGUGUGUGUGAUUGUCAGUGUUAUCGUUGUCAGUACUGCAGUGUUUUUGGACACUACUGAGUGAUGGUUGUGUACAUUUCUGUGUGGUCAAUAAAGUGAAAUAUUCUUGUAGUAUUUCAUUUCAUCUUAU
Molecule: messenger RNA, 3076 nt
Organism: Cynoglossus semilaevis (tongue sole)
Lineage: Eukaryota; Metazoa; Chordata; Actinopteri; Pleuronectiformes; Cynoglossidae
Gene: pomt2
Product: protein-O-mannosyltransferase 2
Exons: 21
Coding region: 261-2522 (753 amino acids)
Biological process (GO): protein O-linked glycosylation via mannose
Cellular component (GO): membrane; endoplasmic reticulum
Molecular function (GO): dolichyl-phosphate-mannose-protein mannosyltransferase activity
Source: RefSeq, a predicted model, not a curated record